UUUUGGUGAAAGAAACAAAACCGACGGGCUAAUCAAGCUAAAAAAUAACUCUGGUGUGUCACUCAUCAAGCCAAACGAUUUAAUCAACGAAAUUGUUUUUUUUUUCAUUCGUUUCACAAUCACAAUUUUCAUUUUAAUACUUUGCCGAUUUUUUUUUGUCGUCCAUAAUGUCUACAACAACGGAUAAAGAUCAAACGAGCACUAAAGAAGAAUAUUGGUAUCCAUUAGAAUCGGAUCCAACAUAUUGGAGUGAUUACCUUCGAUCAUUGACAACCGGUUCAUCGAAUGGUCGAUAUUUUAUUGAUAUACCGUCGAUUGAUCUGGUAGAUGAAAUGGGUAUAUUUGAAUGUCACAAUAUUAUUGCUUAUAUAUUUCUGUAUCAAAUGAAAUCAUAUCAACAAUUGGGAACAUUGGAACCAUUGGAUUCAAGUAAUUGCCGAAAUCUUUUUUUUAUGCGACAAUUUGUUCACAAUUCUUGUGGAUCAGUUGCAUUGUUUCAUGCAUAUAUCAAUACAAUCGCUUCGGAUAAAUUGAAUGGUACGGAUUCAUUGAUUGAUCGUUUUUAUCAAGAGAAUCGUGAUCAUACUCCUGAAGAACGUGGCCAUUCAUUUGCUACAAAUAGUUUGCUAAAACAAUUACAUCAUGAUGUUUCUUUACAUGGUCAAAGUGAAUUACCAUCAGAUGAACAAUUGUCUAAAAUUGAUUAUCAUUAUGUUGCAUUCAUACCGCUGAAUGGUUCUAUAUUUGAAUUGGAUGGCCGAAAAUCAUUGCCGAUUAUCCAUCAAAAUGAUGAUCAAACGCAGAUUGAUAAAGAUAAUUUUAAACGUCAAGCUUUAAAAAUUAUUAAACGUUAUAUGCAGCUUGAUCCAAAUAAUCUUCAUUAUUCAUUACUUGCUUUAUGUACUUCAUCAUCAUCAUGAUGAUGAUGAUCACCAAAUUUCAUGUCUGUCUAUCAUCAUUGUCAAUUGUACCACACGAUGUUUCCUUGAUUAUUAUUUUUUUUUAUAUGUUUUCGUUUGUUUGUUUGAUGAUUAUGAUGAUCUUGGUGAUUAAAAUUAAUUUGCAUACCAUUUAACACUCUAUUUAUAUAAAAUGUCUAUGUCAAUGUAUGGGUGCAAUAAAAUACAAACUGUUGAUGAUGAUGAUGA
This is a messenger RNA of Dermatophagoides farinae (American house dust mite), 1148 nucleotides long. The record is from RefSeq and is a predicted model, not a curated record. Lineage: Eukaryota; Metazoa; Arthropoda; Arachnida; Sarcoptiformes; Pyroglyphidae.